AUGGCGGCCUCACCACGUCGCGCGCUGCCAAUACCGCCAGGCCCUCCUCUUCUCGAAUUCCAACCUUACUGGGAUGGCUCGCCUAGUCUGCCCAGCUCAUAUCAUUACAGCAAUACUCCAUACAUGACGGUUCCCGAUCCUCCGUUGGUGCCACAUACCGCCACUUAUGAUGAUCAACCAACUUCCCGUAUUCUGCGCGGUGGAACUUUACUGCACAAAGGUUUCUAUGAUCUCCUGUCAUUGAUACCGUCAGCUCCGUAUCCUUCUCGACUCCUCUGGCGAGAUAGUCCUGAACCUGUAGCUGGGCCUCGAUAUGGAGAUAUCACACCCUCUGUGAAUCCUGCCGCGAAACCUCUCCAGAUUCAUCCUAAUAACCCUGUCGCAACUCCCGCCAAGAAUUUGAACCGGCGGAGGAUCAGCAAGGAUAUGGUGUCCAAGCCUACCGGAUUCGUCCAUUUAAUUCAUGCCUCUGAUGUCGACCAGGCCGAAGCUCUUCUCAUGAGAUGGGGUCCAGAAGGGCAAGGCAAACUGGGAGAUCCACGCUGGGCGGAUCCAAUCAAGGAUCGCAUUCGCCAGAGUAACCAGGCAAGAGCUAUCAACGAAGUUGUCAACGCGCUGAAGCCUACUCAGAGCAACUUCAACAAGCCUGAUGCAGGACAGCCAUCCCCUCUCCGAGUUGUCAACGGUCUUAGCACUACAUCUUCGACGCUGACCACUGCAGCUAUGGAAAACAUCUCUUUGAGCCCCAGCUCGCCGGCACAAUCAUCACCCGUUACCAGCCAGGUCCCCUAUGGACAACCUGGAAAUUCCACCAUCCGAUGGACCACUGGUCUUGCUGCGCAUCCCGAACAUGAAAAUGAGGACACAGUGGCCAUGGACCCGGAGAAAGAACUUCCGAUUGUCCCUCUUAGACCCUUUCAGCCGUCCUUGGCAACUCUGGAAAAGGCCGUAUCUGCGAAAAUUUACUUCGAGAACCUUUAUUUUCCGCUUCUUCGGCAUCCGCCUUCUAGAGAGCAAAGGAGACUAGCCAUGGAAAAGGAGAUGCUCAAUAUGCAAUUGAAUGAGACUCAGAAGGACUACAUCCGGGGCCGAUGGCGGCAGAACGAGACGGACUACUUGCGAGAACUCAGGAGAAAGGUCGAUGUCAGUGCAUUUGUCAACCUGAAGACAAUUGGACACGGUGCUUUCGGGGUCGUUUCCCUCGUGCGUGAGCGUUCGACGGGCCAGCUAUUUGCCAUGAAACAGUUGCGGAAGACAGAUAUGUUACGUAAGGGACAAGAGGGACAUGUCCGGGCUGAGCGAGACAUCUUGAAAUCUGCGUCACUGGUCAGCAGUCCUGGAGGAGCAGAGUGGAUUGUCAGACUGUACUACAGCUUCCAAGAUCGUGACCACCUCUACCUUGUACUUGAAUAUAUGGGCGGAGGGGACCUUCUCAACCUCCUGAUAGAAAGAGAUGUUUUCGAGGAAGAUUUCACGCGGUUCUACCUCGCCGAGAUGGUCCUCGCGAUUGAGUCAUGCCAUAAACACGGGUUUAUCCACCGAGAUAUCAAGCCGGAUAACUUCUUGUUCGACCCGGACGGGCACAUCAAACUUAGCGAUUUCGGUCUUGCCACGGAUCUACACUGGGCACAUGACACCUCGUAUUACGAGCAACAGCGACUACACCUGCUACACAAAUAUGGCAUAGACCUCGAGGACAGUCCCGCUUCCCAGUCUGACGGCAUGAGGACGAGGCGCAUGGACCGCAAGGACGUAGAACGGUUGAUGGGUGGAGAUGACGGUCAAGGAAGAAUCUUUACCUGGAGGGAGAAGAACAGCCGGAAGCUGGCGUACUCGGUAUGCGGGACCAAUUCCUACAUGUCGCCUGAAGUCAUACGAGGACACGGAUACUCAUAUUCCUGUGAUUGGUGGAGUCUCGGUGUUAUUAUGUUUGAAUGCCUCUACGGAUUUCCCCCCUUUGUCAGCAAUUCGCGUCACAUCACUCGCCAAAAGAUUCUGAAUUGGCGACAAUCGCUGCGUUUUCCCUCGCGUCCGCGUGUUUCACGGGAGGGAGUUAACCUCAUGGAGCAACUCCUUUGCGAACCUGAGGAUCGACUUGGCUCUCAAGCCUCAUCGUCCGUGAGCAGGCCUAACUCUAUGAUCGUGCAGGCUAGGCGGAGCGGCUUCAUCUCUCCCGCCGGCUUUCCGAGCAACGUGGAUGGGUCUCAUUUGAUCAAGGCACAUCCUUGGUUCCGGGGCAUAGAUUGGGACAACAUACACAGAUACCCGGCACCUUAUCGACCUGAGCUUCACCAUCCGGAAGACACGCGUCAUUUCGAUGACGACAUACCGGCAGAGCCUCUUGCUCCCGCGAACGGGGCAGCUGCGGAUGCCACUCGUGAUCCGCUUCUCCGAGACAAAGUACACGGCGCUGAUAUCUUAGAAGUGCGGAAGGCCCUAGCCUUCGCCGGAUUUACUCACAAGAGCCCUCGGGUCAUAAGUUAUGUGCGAGCGGACAAAGCCUUCGACCCUGAACCAGAUACAUACGGCAAGGGCGACGUGGAUAGAGGGCGCUCCACUAUUCGCGACGUUCGGGAAAUUGGUCAAGGACGGGCAAUUUCUAUGUGA
Sparassis crispa is the source of this 2607-nucleotide messenger RNA. Its product is annotated as Serine/threonine-protein kinase CBK1. Gene Ontology annotation, biological process: intracellular signal transduction; peptidyl-serine phosphorylation. Gene Ontology annotation, molecular function: ATP binding; protein serine/threonine kinase activity. The record is from RefSeq and is a predicted model, not a curated record. Bases 1 to 2607 code for a protein of 868 amino acids. Lineage: Eukaryota; Fungi; Basidiomycota; Agaricomycetes; Polyporales; Sparassidaceae. The transcript is spliced from 17 exons.